Messenger RNA from Dentiscutata heterogama, 254 nucleotides. NCBI's taxonomy places the organism in Eukaryota, Fungi, Glomeromycota, Glomeromycetes, Diversisporales, Gigasporaceae. The record is from the annotation of a GenBank genome assembly.
GGUAUUUGGUAGUUUAUGACUUACAAGGAGUUGAUCUCGUUAACGAAUUCUUAUUAACAGAUCCAGCUAUACAUUGUGUUGAUUUAUUAAGGUUUGGAAUAACAAAUUUAGGAAAGAGCGGAAUUCAGAGAUGUUUUUUGGCAAAUCAUAAAUGUAAUGAUAUUUGUAAAAAGUUAAAGUUAAGUAGUAUUAAAUUGGGAUUCGGAAGUGGUUCUUGGCAUGCUUUAAGUUCAUUAAUAUUUGCGAGAAAAUAA